UGGUUUUGCUCGUUCGUCUAGCUGGCAUUGAAUCCUUAAAAGUGCAUAAAAUUAAAAAUUUUAAUAUUCUCCGAGGAAGUUGCAGCAGUGAAUUAUUCCGAUUAGUUUAUCAAACUGUGAUAGUGUUUUCUGAGAAUGAUGUGUGUAUAGCAAAUUUGUAUUGGUUGGUGAAAAUUGAAUCUUUUCUAUUGCGAUGUCUAAAUUAUAUAGGAAACAAGUAAGCACAUUCAGCUUAAGAUUCAACAUGUACUAGAACAUUUAAAAACACGAAAAGUAUUGUUAUGUAAAUUGAAAUACAUUUUAAGAUAACAGCUCCACAAUGCUUUCUGCUACAGAAGCCUUGAGUUUAUUUUGCAAAAAACUUUUCCAACGUUGGAACGACUAUUGUUAUAUGUGCAGACAGCCAUGGGUACUUCACAACACCAUUAGUUCCGCUGGUUCCACUUUAACAAUACGUCGGCAGCAGAAGGAAGAGGAGACUCGCCAAGAGCAGCUUAGUAUCCUCCGAGAGAUAAUUGCUGCCCGUGAAAUUGCACAUCACUGUCGACGCAAUAACUAUGUUUACAAUCAACUGCAUGAACUAGCGAACUUUCAUUUUAAGAUUGACCUUGAAAAGUUGUCCUUAGUACAACGAAUGUUUCUCGAGAAUCGUUUUAUAUUCGAGGCGAUUGCAAAACAUAUUCGUGUUAAGGAUCUGUUUACUGAGGUACAGGUCCACCCAGCCCUGGAUAACUUAACUAUCAGUAGGAGUAGCGUCGAACCUGAGCUACUUAAUAGUCUAGUAGAAUGUCUCUUGGACAACGAAUACCGCGGUAAACCCCGCAUUUUCACCGAUGCUUCCAAAUCUGUUGGUGGUCGUUGUGGGAUUGGAGUGUAUGAUGAGACCAACGGAACUCAAAUUAUGAUGCAGCUAAAGCUGGACACCAGUAUUAUGACAGCCGAAACACUAGCAAUCAAAGUGGCUAUGCAGCAUAUCGAGGAGUGUGGAAUUCAUAACGCGGUCUUGCUAACGGACAGUCAGGCGGCAUGCGUUUUUCUCAAAAAGAGCAGAAAUACUCGCACCAGAAACACGGUUGCGAAUGAUAUUCUUACAAAGGCCAAAUAUUCAAACACGACCAUACAGUGGAUACCAAGCCAUGUGCAGAUUGAGGGCAACGAAAUAGCGGACCGGCUGGCUAGGCAGGCAUUGUCAGCGCAGGAUGUUGUGCUUGAGAACGAUAUUUUUGUAAAUGACGCGAUUACCUACUUCGAGGAACGGCAAGCGACCAAAAUCAACCGAUGGUAUCAGGAGUACGUUACUCAGAAGGGGAAGUCGCUGAAACAGGUGAUUUGUGAAGCUGAAGGGGAAGAUCCGUACUGGUUUAUGACGCAAAGCUAUGCGCAAUAAACGAAAGUUCUUGUAUUUGACAAAUUUUAAGACUUUGUGAUAUUAGUUUUUGCCAACCUACUAUGCACCUCGGAGAAGUUAUACAAAAUAAUUACUGUUGUUUACUUCUAUUCAGGAAACGCAUAAAUUGAGCAUUGCUCGAACGCUACACGUCAGUGUAAGCUCAGCCGUAGUCAGUAAUAGACAGAUCUGCCGCCGGUGAACUGCUAUUUUUCUCGUAUAAUUGUAUGCUACAGCUACUCUUCCACUUGAUCAAAGGAUACCUCGCUCUGAAACACAUUCACAGUGGUACGGUUGGUGUUAACCCGCGGCGUGGUUCAGUAUCACUCGGCAGAAACGUGCCAGCCGGCAACAGACGAACACUCCCAUGACUCAAUUGUGAUAAUAUAUACCAACACACUAGACUGUUGAUUAUCGAUGUGAACAUAUAAAGCUGUGGGACAAAUCAAAUGUUCUUCUCAUUUGUUAUCAGUUAGGCAGUGCCUGACAAAGAGUGUACAGCGUUGAAGAGCACAUACAGUCGGAUGUGAAACGUAGUGGUCUGACUACUUAGCGGGACUGUGUGGUGGUGGUCAACUAGACACGGGCUGUGAUGUGAAGUGUAACUCGAGAUUUUGAGCAAAGCGUGGUCUUGUAGUUUUCGACCAGAAGAAGCAAGUUUUAAUUCGUUUAGUGUAGUGAUUUUUUGUACUAAUAAAAAGCACAAAAAUGGAUGUGGUAUACACAAGCGACAGUUGCGAUAGUGAUUCGCGAGAGCAGAAAACUGCUGACUUUGGUCAUGCCAACAAGCGCCAUUUGAACGAAGAUCUCCUGCGCAUGUGCAAAACGAAAAAGUUAGCCGAAGAUAUCGAAACGGUACUACUGAAUCAUAACAACUUGUCCACCGUUCCGACAUCCAUAACUGAGUUCGGCAACUUGCGGGUGUUGGACCUUAGUAACAAUAGCUUGGAACAGAUACCAGAGUUGAUAACACAACAAUGCCAGCUGACGACAUUGAUCGUGAAGAAUAAUCUGCUUAGUAACAAAUCACUCCCAAAAACGCUUCUUUCACUGAAUGGUGGCGGUCUGAAGGAACUGAACUUGAGCGGGAAUCGUUUCACACACUUUCCUGAGCAGGUGACAGAACUAAAAUCGCUCAAAUACCUGUACCUGGGCGGCAAUCAGAUCACGAAUGUCUCCAAAGACAUCUGGAAGUUGCAAAACCUCCAGCUCCUAUCGCUCGGCGGAAAUUUGAUCACCGAUAUCCCGGAAACCGUCGGGCUGCUCAACAAUCUCCACGCUCUCGUACUCUGUGAUAACCUGCUCGAGGCACUCCCGAGCUCGAUAGCCCGGUUGGUUCACCUCAAGUCGCUACUGCUGCACAAAAACCGCCUCAAGCAUCUGCCGCGCGAGAUCAUCACGCUCAAAAACCUAACCGAGCUCAGCCUACGUGACAACCCGUUGGUGGUGCGCUUCGUCAAGGACAUGACCCUCAAUCCACCCACUCUGCUAGAGCUUGCAGCACGAUCGGUGAAAACCGCCUCUAUCCCGUACGGUGCCGGCGAUCUACCGCGAACUCUGGUUGAGUAUCUGGAAACUGCCAAUUGCUGUGUUAAUCCUAACUGCAAAGGAGUAUUCUUCGACAAUCGCGUGGAACACAUCAAAUUUGUUGACUUCUGCGGCAAGUACCGUAUUCCUCUGCUGCAGUAUUUGUGCUCGUCCAAGUGCAUCGGCGAUACUAAAUCUUCUGACCUGCACGGAGAACCGAGCAGCAGCAUGAUGCGAAAGGUUUUGCUUGGGUGAUUCUGGCUGUCAUAUGUUCUACGACUGUUUAGCAAGAAAAACGUACUAAUCCAAUUCCGUAGAAAACUAUACUGUCGAACAAUUCUGAGGGCUAUUUACAAAAACGAAGCAAUAAUUGAAUUAUUAAUGUUUAUCAACAGUCUAACCUUAAAAUUUGUGAUUGGCUCCAAGAGCUUGUGGUUUCCGGGUAAUCAUAAUCCUAACAAAUCUGAUAUUGAAUAUAAUGCGUCGUAUGAUACCCGGCUGUUUUGGAAA
Molecule: messenger RNA, 3424 nt
Organism: Topomyia yanbarensis
Lineage: Eukaryota; Metazoa; Arthropoda; Insecta; Diptera; Culicidae
Product: leucine-rich repeat-containing protein 58
Exons: 6
Coding region: 2096-3169 (357 amino acids)
Molecular function (GO): protein binding
Source: RefSeq, a predicted model, not a curated record